Messenger RNA from Oikopleura dioica, 3378 nucleotides. The record is from the annotation of a GenBank genome assembly. NCBI's taxonomy places the organism in Eukaryota, Metazoa, Chordata, Appendicularia, Copelata, Oikopleuridae.
AUGGAACUGUCGACCCUCUCUAAAAGCGUCUUCCGCUGCAAAAAUGGCUUCUCAAUCCCUGCGGUCGGACUUGGAACUUACAAGCUCAACGGAAGAGUUGGAAUUGAUGCGAUGAAGCAUGCGAUCAAAACUGGAUAUAAAUUGUUAGAUACUGCCUUUAUUUACAAGAAUGAAGCCGAAGUAGGAGAAGCAAUCGCAGAAUCGAUCAAAGAAGGCGUCCUAAAAAAAGACAUUUUCGUGACAUCGAAACUCCACUCUGGUUUUCAUAAACCAUCGAAAAUCCUCCCCGCAAUUCGCCAUUCGUUAAAUUUGAUGAAGAGUGAUUACUUCGAUCUGUACAUUAUCCACGCGCCAUGGGGCAUGAAAGCGGCGGAAAAUGAAGCGGGCGCCGAUUUUCCAUUUGAAACUGCCAAGGACGAGACUGGGAAGGACGUUUUCGAUGAUUAUCCUCUGUUAGACGUCUGGGCUCAGUUGGAGAAAGCUGUUGAUGAAGGACUUGUCCGGAAUAUUGGAUUAUCGAAUUUCGACGACGACCAAACGCGUGAAAUCAUUUCGAACUGCCGCAUCAAACCUGUAAACAACCAAAUCGAACUUCACCCAUGGCUGGAUCAGCCAGAAUCCGUCAAGUUUCUCCUCAACAACGACAUUUCUGUCACUUCUUUCAUGUCUCUCGGACGCAUCGAACGUACCCUUGAUCAAAGCGGCAAAACUUUGGUAGACGAAACAAUAAUCAAGCAAAUCGCAAAGAACCAUGAAAAAACUCCAGCACAAGUUCUUCUUCGAUAUCAACUCCAAAGAGGAGUUCUUGUCAUCCCAAAGUCAGCGACGCCUUCAAGAAUCGAAGAAAAUGCCAAGCUCUUCGAUUUUUCUCUUUCUGACGAAGAAAUUGCUCAAAUUGCGCAGCUAAACAAGCCUCUCAGGAAGAGACUCAAAAAAGAUCCUGUCAUUUCAAAGAUCGACGGCCAUCGAAGAACUUCCCAAAGCUCUGGCUCUCAGAACCUGUUUAUCAAGCUCAAACAUAAAAAGUUCACAAGUUCACAACUGAUCAUCUUCGUGUUCUUUCAGAAUCGAAUCGGAACUCGUUCGAAGUCUAGGAUGGACCUAGAGUCGUUUCAGGAGAGUGAAACAACAGAAAGCGAGCUAAACACUUGUUAUAUUGAAGAAUUGCCGGAUAAUCCAUCCACAUCCGAGACGUUUGACAAGUCUUUUCACAUCAACAACCAUCAGAACAACGACAAUCUUGUCUACGAAGACGUUGAAGUCGAAACACCGAAACAAUCGACUUUAACAAGCCUGGUAGAGUACCGACGGAAUGAGCCCGAACAACUCGGUCCUUAUUUCUGUGGACUAUGCGCGAGUUUUAUCGAGAAUCCGAAGUGCCCGAUGGAUCUCCGAUUAGGGAGCAUAAUGUCAGAUCAACAGCUGGCUGUCUAUGCUGAUUAUCUCGACCAUUUGAAGGCGCAUGUGUUGAGUAUUCUUUUUCCUGAAGGAGCGGCAACGGAAGAAUACACCGAAGAACUCGUUAGUCUAAUUUGCCACUAUUUCCACAAAAACAAUUUGAAGCGCCAGGAACUGUUGCGAGAAACAAAGGAACUUUUCCUGAAAUACAUUCCAAAGACAUGCACUUGGAGACGGACUAUUCUGGCGCGAGAAUCCCUGCCUCUUGUUACUGGCGAUUGCUGUGGCUAUGAGUUUGAUUCUUUGGACGUUGAUGACUUUCUCCGGCAUACCUAUUUCCACGCCCACCAAACCAGGAUAGAAGAAUGCGGCGUUCGACUUAUUAAAAGACAUCAAAUCCUCGAAAAGUUCGCAAAUACCGCUGGCAUUCCCACUUGUCUUGCUCGUCAACUGGAUCCUUUGGCGCAAUAUGCAAGUAUGGACAAAUUCGGAGGACUUUGCAAAUGGGUGAUUCCACGAGAAGGAGUUGAACCAUGCUCGUACUUUUCUUUCGUUCCGGAGUUUCUGGCUCGACAUAUGCAUGAUGAAGUCGACUGUUACUGGAGCCCGCUUCUGUGGAAGAAAGAUCAAAUGAUCGGCUGCAACUGGGAAGGAUGCGAUUUCAUCGUCGACACAAAUUCUAAGGGCGCCAAAACGAUGAACAGACUAAAAGCGCAUGUAUGUACUCAUCUUGUUUUGAAAAACAUCGCUUGUCCAUAUUGCUGCGACCGGCUUUCCACAGGAAAACGGCUUGAAGACCACUUUGCUCGGCAAUACCCAAAAGACGGAACUCAUUCUUGCGAUGUUUGUGGAAAGCUUUUCCCAACAAAAGUCCUUCUUCGUGACCACCUGACAAAUCAUAACAGAAAAUUCGCCUGUCCAGUGGAUGGUUGUAAGCAUAUGGCUCGGAACUUUCGCGCAGUUGCCACUCACUUGCAGUACGUUCAUUCUGAUGAGCGGAAAUUCGGCCCAUGUCCAUUCUGUGAAAAGUAUUUCAAAACGCUCAAGGAUUACAAGGCGCAUGUUGUAACGCACAACAAGUCUGGCGAAUUCAAGUGCACGAACGCUGGCUGUGAUUUUGUAACAACGACGUUGAAAAAAUUGCGAUAUCAUGAGCGAUUUCAGCACAAAAAGACGGAAGUUGGCGAAAGUGUCAAAGGCUACAAAUGUCACAUUUGUCAUGACAAAGUCUUCACUCGCGGAUUCAAGCUCUCCCAGCACUUUCGGAAAGAUCACAAAGAAGAAGAUCCUCGAUUUGCUGACCCAAAGGAAGGAACAAAACGUCAUCGAUUUCAAUAUUUGCUGCAGCCGGAUGGAUUUUACAUGCUCGACAACAGUUCUCAAGCUGAAAACUACCAAGAUAUUCAUAUGCCGGAUUUGGAAAGGAAAGAAAUGUACACGAUUCCAGCGAAGACCGACUUGUUCAUAAAAGAUUAUCAACAAGAUUUCGGGAUGAAAUCAAAGACGAUUUACGAAUGCCCACAUUGCAAGGUGAUGUUUCGUAAGAAAAAAACUCUCGAUGCGCACAUCGAACAAUGCGAUAUCAGACCAGGCUCGCAAUUUCUCGCAAUUGUCGGAAGCAUGGAAACUCGAAUUCAACAUCUGUCAGCCGAGCUCCAAGCGGAAGUUGAGCUCAAAACUCAGAAACGAAAGGCCGAAGAGACUGCGCAAGAACAAUCGUCAAAAAAGCCUUUUGCUGAAUCCUUACCUUCGACUUCAAAAGCAAUCCAAUAUAUGAAGCCCAGCGCAACAUCAAUUACUGAUCAGACCAAUCCACAAACGAGUUCUAUCGCCCAAGUUGAUUCGAAGUUGAAGAUACCUUCGGAAGGGCAAUUUAUUCAUCUCGAUGGAAAGUUUUACUACCAGUUGAAUGAUAAGGAGACGGGAAAACCUCUCCUUUUCCAGAUCUCCGAAGAUAGCGUGCCCAGCCUAGAAAAUUGA